Molecule: messenger RNA, 4155 nt
Organism: Toxoplasma gondii ME49
Lineage: Eukaryota; Apicomplexa; Conoidasida; Eucoccidiorida; Sarcocystidae
Exons: 3
Coding region: 1423-4020 (865 amino acids)
Source: RefSeq, a predicted model, not a curated record
GUUUUUUGCUGGUCCUCAAUCUUGAAAGUGUAGGCUUCUCCAUCGUGUCCGGCUGCGUUUGCCGUCGACCGUCGUUUUCUGCCCGUAACCGAAGAGGGGCGGUAACAGAGGCUCCUCUCCAGGACGUAGCGGCGCCGCCCUAGAAGGCCUGCUUCUUGCGACCGCAUGCAUCUGGAACUUUGCAAAGACAUUUCACCCGCUUUUUUCUUUUCUUUCUCGACUCCAGCGUCGCCUGUGGAGGGGUGCGAAAACCAUGUGCUCGAGGCUUUCCCAGGCUUUUCCUCCUUCCCGAAAUAGUCUUGGCACGGUCCCGUGGAAAGGCACGGACCGCGGACGCGGGACCCAGCUUGGGAGGGCGACCGCGGCGUUUCCAAAUUCUUUUCUUCCAUUUGCUUUGUUUUUUCUGGAGACACGCUUGAAACCCCGCUCGACCUCCACGCGGUUCCGGCGUACGUCCUGCGAAACGCAGUCCACAAAUCAAAUUUGGCGCAUACUCCCCUCGGGUUGGUGAAAGAACCACUGAGUUUAAGACGGGAAUAUGAUUUUCGUUUCUCCUUGUGCAGGUCUUGCUUCACGUCAACAAGACUGUCGGCAGCGCCCGGGCCUCCUUCCUUGCAAAAUGGGUGCGCCGACGUCGAGCAGUUGAUCGUGUGGCCGCGAACGUUUCUCAGUCGCCGGGUCGCCGCCAAAGACUUUUAUCGGCAGGCGGGCAAGGCGAAUCUCGUGCCUCUGGGCGUUUGCAAGGGAAGGUUCGCACGUCUACGAGUCCGUUAGGUUUCGAAGGCAACUUCAGGCUCGGCUCUGGGGAAAAGGUCGCGAAACUGUUGCGGGGAAGCGCCUCGCGCACAUGGAACGAAGCGUCGACCCAGCAGCCGCCGUCUUCUUGGCAUCUCGCAGGCAAAGAGUACAGUCGAGUGCAAACAAGCAGCCGGUCUCUUCGCGGGCAAAAUAUAUGGCAGAGGACGUUGUCUCCCGACCUGCACCGUCCUGUCUGGAACUCUCAACAGAGCGCUGAAAGUUGCGUAAGCGGAUGCAUGCAACCAGAAAAAACGGAGAGCCGGCAACGGAACGCCUCUCUCGUUCGCUGAACCGCACACCUUCCCUUCUUCUCAGUUUCCAAGCUUUCUCGCGCUUCUCACCGUCACUGCGUUUCGGAGUUCCCUGAGGCUAGCCCCGCAACAGGGGAAACCCCCAGCAGCGCCAUGGUCCUCACGUAGCUACACACUCCGCAGAAACAAAGCCUUUCUGUGUCUGAACCAGACGCAAGGUCUCCACUGUUGUCGAGUCUGUUCCGCGAGAUUGUCUUGAGUGCGUCAGCCCUGCUGGACGGCCAGGCGAGCGCCUCUCUUGGCGCCAGUGCAAAGGGCACUCUCAAAGCGGUGCAGCGAUAUAUGAACUGCAUGCGGCUAUGUGCGCGUAGGAAUGCGCAAGGCCACGGGCGUCAAACAGCACCUCGCUUCUCUCAUGGUUUUUCGCAGUCUUCCCAAAGCAGAAAAAAAAACCUCAGCUGGAGAUCCCUCCCCCUUCCCGCCCGCCGGUCUCGGGGUGGCUGCGGUUGACGCGUUCCGAGGUCGCCGUUGUCUGCGCAGGCGACUUCUGACGAAGUGCGUGGCGUACGCUUUUUCUGGUUUUCCUGGAUUCGUCUUCUCUCCUCGGAAUUUCUUUUCAAGCAUGGAGACCUCGUUGCCUCCCGGCGCCGCCGAAGUCCGCGCGUCCUUCGGGGCCGCCAUCGAGCCAGUCCCCACCCCGUCCUCGGCAUUCGCCGCGAUGCCCAGCGCCCGACCGGCGCGUACGCUGGAGGAAGGCGAGACUGGGCAACAGACCUGGCGCCGUACCUCGCGGUCACACCUCGCGGAGAACUUUGCGCUGGCGGCUGUGCGCCGCUACGAGGACUGCCGUUACGAAAAGGAGAAUAGAUCACACGCUUCAGACCGACUGGACCGUUCUUCGGCCUCCACCUCGGUGGUCUCCACGCCGACGACCGUCGAGACUCACCUCGUGCUCGGGGUGUUGGAGCCGAGUCCAGUCUCUCCUUCGGUCCCAGUGCUCUCUUUCGGCGGCGGCGGAGUAGUAGGUCACUCGGGCCUGCGAUCUGCUGCAAACAGUCAAGUCAGCGACUUGUAUCCUGCGUCUGAGUCGAACGCGGUUCCCCGGAGACACGAGGCGCGCCGCUUUGCAGGAGACACCUCUGGCGAUGACACUCCCCGUGGAGCCCGAGGGGGGACGUCCUCGGCGCCGGCGACGACUCCGCGCCUCCCUCCGGCGUUCGCGAAGGCCCGCAAGAGCCCAAUAGAUCCCCCGGCUAGCUCCGGGGCUCCGCGCGACCGCACGCAGCGCAGCCGCAGCUCGCUGGCCAAGCUCGCGAGCGACUCGGCGGGUGAGCGAGUCGCGGGGGCCUCAUCGGGCCAAUCGACCCAGGACGGGCUCCAGAGCCGCCGGGGAGGCUCCGGGUGGUACUCCAUGACCCAGAGUUUGCCGUUGACCCUGUCGAUCAAGAAGCUGUUUAGUCGGCGCCUCCGGAAAGAGGACGAGCACGGAGUCUUUGAGGCGCCUGAAGGUGGGGCGACCGGCGACGAGGCGAAAGCGAUGAGCGAGGUGACCUCCGCGGAGACGGCGAGCAAAGUGAGUGAGAAGAGCCGCACGGAUGGUGCGUACUCGAACACACUCGGCAGAGGCUUCACCAGGUGGCGGAAGCGGCCGUCCGCGCACCUGAUUCUCCGGGGGUUCUACAAGACGCGAACUCGGAAGGCGGGGGACCGGUUCGCGAGCUUGCCGCCCCAGGCGGGGCCAGAGGGGCGCAUUUGCGCGGGGCGCGAGGCCGCGGCGGCGCGUGCGCCGGAGACGCGAGGCGCGAACGUCGAGGCGACGAAUUUGCGCCCCAGCGAGGAAGUGGAGAUCGAGGAGGACGGGAGAGACUUUUCGGUCUCCAGCUCUCGCCAGACGAGUUUUCUGGAACCGCCGCCUCAUGCACAGACCGACUCGAACGUCGAAAGAUGCGACCGCGAGGAGACGCCGGUUCUCCGGAACGUCGAGGUCGAAGAGAGUCUUGGCGACUGGGCCAGGCAAAGCGCGAAAGCCGCGGUGGCAGUCGGUCUCGAGCCCGAAGGCACCUUCGACCUCUCGAAGGUCGGAGUGUUCCCGGAUGUGCUUGAGGACGAGGACGGCGAAGGCAGCCGGGUGGUCAGUGUCGCGCAGCUCGCCGAAGAAGCAGGUCCUUCUGCGACUGAGGAGACGCGCACAACGGUGGAGGCGAAAGGCGAGAAGCAGAGACGCGUACCGAAGGUGGAGGUGAAGGCAGAAUCGGGACGGGGAGGCGCAGAGAAAGGGGACAAGUGUCCAAAGGCAAAGGUCGCGGAGAAGGCAAUGGCCACUCAGGAGGGCCCUCGAAACGAGAAACCCACAGGAGCAACCAGAAAACUGCGACCCUCAAAGGGAGCGGGUCGAAAAGUCGAAAAGUUUUCUAAGCGAACAAUCCAUCGAUUAAUCAUGAAACAGUUCAGAGUCACCAGCCUUGAUGCCUCCGAUCUCCGCCUCGUCCUUCGAUACAAGUCGGUCUAUCUUGACGACGUCAAAGGCCUUCUCGAGGUGGAUCGACUCCCUGGGUUCUCAGGGCACGUGCACACGGCACCGACAGACAAGAAUAGCUGGUUGAAUCGACCUCGGUGGAGCGCGCGUUUCUUCGUCAUGCACCACGGCCAUUGGUUUUGGUUCCGCGAUGAGAGGUCUUUCCGGACUGGGGGCCUGAAUGCCUGUCUGGGCUCUAUUUCUCUGCUUCUCUAUCCAUUCACCAUCGACCUCCAUCCAAAGUACACGACGCGAUUCUGCGUGAGAUUCGGAGACUGGUAUGCGGUGCAAAUCGACACAAGCAUCGAGAAGAAGGACAGAGGCGAGUGGGCGGUUCUCUUCCUCGCGGCGGGGAAUCUGGGCGAACAAAUUCGAAUGUGUUUCCUCGGCAUCGACUGGCAGGAAGUGCAAGAUCGCGGGCGUCUAGCAGCGAAGCAAAAUUGUCUGGCGCCAUGAGUUUUUCGCCAGGCGGUUUCCUUGCAAGUCGAGGAUAGGACCCCUGUUCUUUUUCCGGUUUCCUCUCUCGCUGACGUCUUCAGAACGCAUUUGCUCAGAUCCUCGCUCUCGUCUUUUCUGUCUCCUUGUAGGGCA